AUGAGCAACACACCUGUCCAGGAGCCACCUGCCCAGGAACUGUCCUCAGGCAGUGUGCACACGUUACCUUCCCGACCCUUACAGCCAACCUCUGACCCCUCAGCUUCUAAAAGAGUAUGCUUCUACAAAAGCGGUGACUAUAAAUUCAGUGGGCAUCGCAUGGUCAUCAAUGCCCGCACCUUCAAGACAUUUGAUGGCCUACUGGAUGCUCUGUCAAAGAAAGUGCCUCUGCCGUUUGGGGUGAGGACAGUCACCACACCUCGAGGGACCCACCUGAUUAAGGCUUUGGAUGACUUACAUGACGGGGGAUCGUAUGUGUGUUCUGAUCAGAAACGGGUGAAGCCAUUAAACCUGGAUGAAGUGAACCGGCGGCAGGUGCCAUGGAAUGCCACCAGACCCCACAGCGCAGGGCGGCGGAGACGACAAGGAUCUUUGUUUGGUCAGUUUGGCAGGAGGAAUGACGUCCUCACCAACAGGCCAGCAAAGGUCACUGAGAGGGUGGCAGUUCGGACACCAAAGAAGCUUAUGGUCAUCAAAAACAGGGAUCCCACUGUUAAACGCACAAUAGUAUUGCAGAGAAGAACAGCACCAACGUUUGAUGCUUUACUGGAUUACCUCUCCCAGAUUCUGCAGUUCCCAGUGUUGAAACUCUUCUCUACAGACGGCAGGAGAGUUGACGGUCUCGCAGGACUUAUCCUGUGCUCUGGAGUUGUUGUGGCAGCGGGCAAUGAGCCAUUCAGAUUAGCAAACUACAGUUUUCAAGGAACGGGCCAGAUGGCACAAGUGAUGUAUACGGACACUAUGGAGCCAUCUACGCUACAGCCCAGAUCUCAGAACAACAAAUCUUUGUCGAGUGGAAGAGGCUCAAGGAAUUUUUCCUUAUCAUCAGAGAGAUAUAUUGUCAACCAGAUAAACAAGUCCAGAAAUGGAAGCAUGAACACCAACCUACAUCACCACAAUACAUCAUUUGAAACUGUGGUCAACCAUCGUCCCACAUCUGUAGAGACACGUGGAACUGGGAGGGUCGAUAAUGAGCAUCAUUCUUGCAUUGUACCUCAGGACGAUGACAUCGAAAAGUCUUUCCGUGUCAAUCAAGAUGGCAGCAUGACAGUGGAGAUGAAAGUUCGUCUGACCAUUAAGGAGGAAGAGAUGCUCCACUGGACAACCACACUCAGCCGCUCCAGCCUUAGAAAGGGGACAGUUUGUGCCUCGAUUUCAGAGUCAGGCAACAGCUCACCUGACUCAAACAACGCCAUUGCCAAAGACUCCUCUAGCAUCAGUGAAGAUGAAACGAAAGAGGAGAACCAUUCCGCUGGAGCUGGAAAGUGUGUCGGCUUUAACAACGAGCGAGCAUAUGAGGGCUACGCAUCCACGGCUUUGGGGAAAGGAAAAACUGGUUUCAAACGCACUCCUACUCCAGGUCCUCGGCACGUUAUGAAGAAGGCGUCUAUUGAGAGUGUGAAGACAGUGACUGAGUCAGGGGUUCAGGAAAGCACCCUGGGACAUUAUUCCUAUAUGGAAAGGAUGGCUGAUGGUGAGAUGACUGAGGGAUACUGCGUUGUCAGACAGAGUAGCAGCAGCAACAAGCCAAUCCCAAAGCCUCGGAAAACAGCAUCUGCUGGAGCGAGCAACAAAGGCUCCCACUCCUCCAUCAGGUCGUCAGGAGUAGCUGAAGUCCUUCAGAUACAGAAUAAUGGGAUGGAGGUUACAGAGACUGUGAUGCAUAUUUAUGAGAGUCAAGGCUGCUACGACAACUACUUUGCAAAUGAGGAAUACAGCACAGAUGGUGUGCCCUUACAAGGCUCCACUCCAGCCCCAGAAAGCAGACCGUCCACUGACUCACUGUGUCGUUCAUCCAGCAAUGAUUGUGAUAUAGAUUUUAGCCGGCAACCACCCACUACUGACUCACUACAAAGACAGAGAGAGGAAAUGUUGUCAUUGUCAUCAGAGCCAAUAACUCCAACACAUGAGAUUAUUGCAACAAACUCCCAAACACAAGAGACAGUAAAGAAUGACAAAACUCUUAAAAGUGAGACAAAGAAAAAGAUGAAUAAACCUGCUCGGAAUCAGAAGGCUUCAACUUCAACAAGCAGCUCAGAUAAAAAGCAAAAGGACAGCAUGGUAACCCCUUCAAAAAGUAGCAAACAUUCAUCUACAGACAAGCUCAGCAGCAAUGCCAGUGCUGGAAAAAAGACUUUAAGUUCAUCAGAAAGUGCUAACGGUGGUCGAAAGAGUAGAGGAGCAGAAAAGCCUCAAAUUAAGAAGGGUGAAAAGACAGCCAAGAUAGAGCAAGCCUUAUUAGCUAGCACCGAAAAUGUGAGAAAGACUCCACCCAAGAGGCAAAACAUAACUAAAGCAGCUGCUAGAGAUAAUGGCCACAAUGUAAAUACUCCAACUGUAAGGCCUCAAAUGAAGAAGAACAUGUCAGACAUUUUACAACCCAAGAAAUCACAUUUGUCAGGCAAAAAGACAGUCAGCAAGCCCAAAUCCAUGACUGAAAACAGAACACCAUCACCUAAAAAGGCUUUAGAGUUGGCUGAGAGUUUUUCGAUGCCUUCUCUCAAUCCUUCACCCGCUGAAAUCCACCAAUAUGUUGAGAACUGGUUGGACAAAGUCAACCCAGACCCAGUGCCAUAUGCUGAGGAGGCUAUCACAGAUGAAUCAGAGCCCCAGACAAAAGUUAUGUUUCAGAUUGGCGGUGAUUCUGAAUCGGACGAAAAGACAGAAUGCCAGUCUCAUCUAGAUGAGAAUGUUCCAUCACCCGCUGAUAGUAUCAAGAAAUCAGCCUCUUGUCUAUCAGUACCUCACUGUCAUGAACCUACAACUCUGCUACCCAAUGACCAGUAUAUGAGAGGUUUAUGUGUUUCAAUGCCGAGUGUCAGAGUCGAUCCUGUGUAUGAGGAGAACAGACUGAGGCCGCACAAAUCUGCAGAGGCCAUCGGUCCAGCUGACAAUCCGUCAUCUUCUUCUGCAUCCAAUGUUAUGGAGUCAAGAGCAAAAAUAAAACCUGUCCUGCGGGAACUUUACUCAUCGAUUCACUGCAUCAGAAGUGUGUGUGAAACCAACACAACAUCCAACCUUGAGAAGUCAAACAGCCUUCCCGAUUUCUCAGCACAGGUGGCGUCAGUGUUCGGCUCGUCAUGUAAAGCCUUCAUGUCAUUCUUAUCAGUGAUGACUCUGCGAGAUAACCUAUCUGGGUCUAUGCCGGGACUUAGCAGCCAAUCAAGAAGCCCCUCCGAGGCCAUGCUGAUGUUGGAAUCCCUGCAAAAGAUUUCUGCCAUCGAGGAUGAGGAAGAGCUGAGGGCAAGUCUGACGGAUCUGCAGAGUAGAGCGUCUUCUCAGUUGAGAGAACGCUGGAAGGAUUUCCAGAUCAUGAGAGAGAGGCUUGAAAGUGAACCGCUGUCUCCCAGAGUUUCAGAAACAGAAUUCGCCCUGGAUGUUUUCUCUGAAGGGGGCGAUGCUUUCGAGGACAUUGAUGAGCUGAUGGACGAGCUGAAUAUGCCAGAAGACCUUAGAGCAGAGAUUUCUUCAACAAUCCAACAAGCUAAAAGUUUUUACCCUGUAGAGGAGAGCACCUUUGUAGAAACUGAAGUAAACCAGUCGGACACGGAGGAAGAUGUGGAAAAAUUUGGUGAAGAAUGCAAUGAUGAAACGAAACAAUCACCGGAGCCUGAUACUACAUGUACAGCUGAGGAUAUUACUACUAAUAAUUAUUUUGAACGGGCCAAAAUGCUGAAAGAAUCAGAGCAAGAACCUGAAAAAGAAUCAGAAAUAUCACAGACAGAAAAAGAUGAGCCCUUAAUAGACAAAGGAAAUGAAAAAGAACAAAAGGAAGAAGAGGAACAAGAUGAGGAGGAUAGAGAGGGGGUGACUGAUGGAGAGGAUGGAGAUACCAAAGAGACAGAUGAUGAUGGUGGGGGUGGUGAGUUUAAAGAGACUGAAACAGGUAAAACAGAAAGGGAGGAAGAGGCAGAAGAGGGGGAAGUGACAGAAGUGGAUGACAAGGGGCAGGAGAUUUCAGAAACAGCAAAAGGAAGUGUAAAGAAGGAGGAGGAAAAAUCUGUUCAGGAAGUCAGGGAAGGGACAGAGGAAGAGAUGACAGUGGAUGAGGAUGAAGAGGAAGAGAAAUUAGAAGAAAAAAGUGAAGAAGAGGAAGAAGGAAAUACUGAAGAAGUGGAGGAAGUGGAGGCAGAUGAGGUUACUGGGGAGAAAGAUGAAGGAGAGGAAAUAGGCAGUAUUGAAGAAGUGGAGGAGGAGGAGGAAGAAGAUGAAGCAGAAGUGGAAGAGGGAGAGGAAGAGGAAGCAGAUGAGGAAGGAGAGGAAGUAGGAAAUAUUGAGGAAGUGGAGGAGGGAGAGGAGAAGGAGGAAGAAGAAGAAGCAGAUCAUGAAGACUUUCAGGAGGAAGCAGGGGAUGGUAUUGAGCUUAUUGAGGAAAACAAUGAGGAAAUGAAGGAAGUUAUUGAGGAAAUAGAUAAAGGAGAUGAGGUAAUUGAAGAGACGGAGGAGGAGAAGGAGGAAGAAGAAACAGAUAUGGUCACUGAGAGAGCUGUAGAGGAGGAGGUUAUUGAGGAGGAGGAUGAGGAAGAUGAAAAGGCUGGGGAAGAAGAUGAGGAAGAGGACAAAACAGAGGUGGUAAGUGAGGAAAACGAUGAGGAAAUAGAGCAAGAACAAGAGGUGGUGGAGGAUGGUGAGGCUGUUGAGGUUAUAAAUAUUGAAGAAAGGGGUACUACCGAUGAGGAAGAGGAGGGAGAAGACAUUGACAAGAAUAUAGAGGAGGAAGAAGAGUGUAGCGAGGGUGAAGAAAGUGGGAAAGAGCUGGAGAAAACAGGAAGUAGUCUUGACGAAGAAUCGGAGAAAGAGAAAGACGUUGUGGAGGAGAUCGAGAUUAAAGAAAAUAUGAAAUCAGGGGAAAUGCUAGUUGAAGAGGUGGGGGAAGACGGUGAAGACAAUGAAAGUAAUGAGUUAAAUGAGGGUUUAGAUGAAGAGGAAGAGCAAGAAUCAAAGGAUGAGGUAGAGCAAGAUAAUGCUACCGAUGAUGCACAUAGUAUUACCAGUGGUACAGAUUGUAAAAACGUGCUAGAGGAGGCCUCAUAUUUGCAGCAGCAGAGUAGCGAAGAAGCAGAUUUUGAUACAAAGGUAGCAGAACAUAACGCUGAACCAUCAACCAAAUCCUCUGAGGGUCAGUGUGAGGAUGAUAAAGGUAAUGGAACAGACACCGUUAAUGAACUUGAUACAGAAGAUGGAGGGGAGCCUCAUGAGGGAGGAAGCGGCAAUCUGCCACAUCCAGUUGAAAUAUCACAGGAAUUACUUGACUUCGUUAACUCUGCCCUGCAGUCCUCUUCACUUAUAUUCACGUACGACCCUCAGGGGAACAUCAGGAUAGAGCCAGAUAAAGCUCGAGUAACACAAACUAAGCAAAUUGAAAUCCCAAAAAGCAAAAAGGAUGUUUCAUAUGGCUUAAAGCGUCUCCCGAGCCCGAGCACCUCGGAUUUGUCUGACUACAGGCCAGAAACUUCAGAGAGUGGUGGAUAUAAAACUCAAGACUCUGUAGAUAUUGUCACAGAGAGUGGAGAAGAGUCUUCUUCAGUCUGCCAACGUAGGACUGAUAACUCUAACAGAAGGACAAAUGCUGAGCGAGUUAACUCCAAUCUGUCCGUUGCAAGUCACUCAGAGGAGUUGCAAAAUUCCCAAUUAAAAAGUGGAGGUAGUUUCUCCUCUUUUGACUCAGGCACUAAGGCCUCAAAGGAGGACCUGUCUUAUUUCAGUGCUGCAAGCUCACAAAAGGCAGAUACCGAACCUGUCAGAGAGGCCACAGGGUGCAUUUCUUCCUCCCCAGAAAAAGACUUAGCUGAUGGGGUUUUGAUAGACCAAGGUAGAUGGUUGCUCAAGGAGAAUCACCUCAUCAGAAAAUCUCCUCCAGUCUCCCUGGGAAUGUACGGUCAAUUAGACAGCACAUCCAUAGACACAAGUCAGGAAAACAAUAGCGAGGAUUCCCCGUCUCAUUGUAAAACCCAGCACAACCCUCUUGUAGCUAUAUCCUCAUCAGAGCUUGAGGAGAUGGCAAAGCCACAAACUCCAAAGUGCACCUACUACAACAUGUCACAUGGAAGUGAUUCGGACCCCUUUUUGGAUGAUUCCAGUGUCAAAAGUGCGAAAAAAGAUGCAAGCAGCGUAAAAGGGAGAGGCGUCAGGGUGUCACCUACGAUUGAUACAACCAAAACCUGGGCGAGUAAAAAUGGUAGUCUGUCUUCAUUUGCAUCAGUUGAGUUUAAAAUACCAGACAGGAAAGUUCAUCCUGAGGGGGAGCCCUCAGCUGUGACAAGGGCAAGAAGGACAUCUAGUGGAGGGGGGAGUGUACUGCAAGCACAAGACUCCCUCGACACUUUACAUGUGAGAUGUGGCCAAUACUGUCCCAUUCUAUAA
This is a messenger RNA of Epinephelus fuscoguttatus (brown-marbled grouper), 6423 nucleotides long. RefSeq names its product oxygen-regulated protein 1 (gene rp1). Gene Ontology annotation, cellular component: axoneme. The transcript is spliced from 5 exons. Gene Ontology annotation, biological process: axoneme assembly; retina development in camera-type eye; photoreceptor cell development. Bases 1 to 6423 code for a protein of 2140 amino acids. The record is from RefSeq and is a predicted model, not a curated record. Lineage: Eukaryota; Metazoa; Chordata; Actinopteri; Perciformes; Serranidae.